AUGCUUGCAGACUGCAUAAGCUUGCGGACUGCAUAUGCUUGCAGACUGCAUAUGCUUGCAGACGGCAUAUGCUUGCAGAUUGCAUAUGCUUGCGGACGGCAUAUGCUUGCGGACUACAUAAGCUUGCAGACUGAAUAUGCUUGCAGACUGCAUAAGCUUGCGGACUGCAUAUGCUUGCAGACUGCAUAUGCUUGCAAACGGCAUAUGCUUGCAGACGGCAUAUGCUUGCAGAUUGCAUAUGCUUGCAGAUUGCAUAUGCUUGCAGACUGCAUAUGCCUGCAGACUGCAUAUGCUUGCAGAUUGCAUAUGCUUGCAGACUGCAUAUGCUUGCAGACGGCAUAUGCUUGCAGAUUGCAUAGCAUAGCAUAG
Volvox carteri f. nagariensis is the source of this 369-nucleotide messenger RNA. RefSeq lists its product as uncharacterized. Bases 1 to 369 code for a protein of 122 amino acids. The transcript has a single exon. The record is from RefSeq and is a predicted model, not a curated record. NCBI's taxonomy places the organism in Eukaryota, Viridiplantae, Chlorophyta, Chlorophyceae, Chlamydomonadales, Volvocaceae.